CGCCAACCAACAACACACAUCCACCCUCGGCACAUGAGCAGGCCAUCAUGAUGCGCAAGCAGCGCCCGACAUUCACGACGGCCGAGCUUGAGCUCCAGCUUCAGCAGAUCACGCUGGACCCAGCCUCGGGCGCCUCGGAGAACUUUGAGGCGCUCGCGCCCCUCAUCAAGACCAUCCAGGAUACCGACAGCGAGCAGCUCUACCUCGGAAGUUUGGAUAGAUUUGUUGGAGAGAAGGAGAAGGAGAUAGAGAAGAUCUGCGAGGACAACUAUGAGGACUUUGUCAAGUCGGUACUAGCGCUGUCGUCGGUCAGGCAGGGGACGGGGCAACUACGCAAGCGCAUUGGAGAGCUUGAUGUGCAGAUGGGAGAUGUGGGCCGCGGGCUUGGGAAGAAGAAACGCGCGCUCCUGGAGCAGAAAAAGGUCGCGCGGAACAUGGACGAUGCGAUCGAGACGCUUCAGACCUGUCUUCGCCUCCUCGACCUUGUGCACCGUGUUGGCGAGAUGAUCCGGCAGGGCAAGUACUGGGGAGCACUCCGCAUGAUUGAGGACUUGUCCCACCUUCCUCCACCGGCCAUCUCCAGUACACCCUUCUACCUGCACUUGGUGUCCUCUUUACCGUCGCUUCGUUUAAGCAUCAAGGACGCCGUGACGGCCUCAGCCAAGUCGUGGCUGUUUGACAUUCGCGAGGCGAGCGCAUUAGUUGGCAAACUCGCGCUUGAGCAGAUGGGAAACCGCAUCAAGCGUUGGCGCCUGAAGCGUGAGAAGGACGGGAGUGCGCGCUUCGCCCGCAUUGGAGGGGCCCUCGAGCUCGUCAACAACGAGCGUGCCGAGUUCAACGCCCUUGACAAUGAGCAGAUCUGCAUCGACUUCAAGCCUCUUUAUCAGUGUAUCCACAUUUACGAGGCACUCGAGUGCAAGGCUGAGCUGCAGCGCAACUACCAGGAGGAUCGCAAGACUCAAGCCAACCUCAUCCUCGCAUCGCGCUCGGCCUCAUCGCCCGAGACAUUAAUGACCUCCCUUCCCGAGUUGAUGCAGGAGCUCGUCGGCUUCUUCAUCAUCGAAGCACACGUUCUCCGAACUGUCCCAGACUUCCGAUCUCAGCGCGACGUCGACGAUCUCUGGGACGAGAUGUGCCGCCGCAUCAUCAGCAUUGUGGGCCUCGGCCUCAAGGGCUGCAGCAAGCUUGAGGUCUUCUUGGAGAGCAAGAAGCAUAUCCUACUCUUCGUGCAAACAUUGGAGGGUUAUGGCUAUGACAUCUCGGAACUGAACGGGUUGUUGAUAACGCUGUUUGAGCGCUACUCUGAGCUGCUCCUCCGAACGUUUGGCGCCGACUUUGAUCAUAUUGUUGCUGAGGACGACAACCAGCCAAUGAUGGUCAACGAUCAGCGAGAGUUUGACCAAGUGUCUGGCGUGUGCUGGCUGGCACCAGGAGAAGCGGAGUCUUUAGCUAUAAACGGCUUCCCCCAACCCAUGCCCUUCUCGCAGACGUUCCCAAUGUGCUGCAUCAACAUCCGCAAUUUCGUAGAGCAAUUCUACCAGUUCACGGACGGCGUCUCGCAGCAUCAUGUCGAUCUGGAUGAGGUGCUACGGAAAUCGUUAGAUGGCCUCCUCACCAACCAUGUCAGCAGGCAGAUGGCGCAGCGCGUCAAGGCCAUGUCCAAUCUGUCGCAGAUUGCGCAGGUCGUGGUCAACACGGAACACUUCCUGGUGGCGUGCGACGAGUUAGAGACGGUUCUUAUGGGCCUUCGAGCCACGCAGCGUGGGGGCCCUGUCAAGAUGGCGUCGGCGUCUUCUUUCGCCGAUACUCUGAAGCUCGCGCAGAGCCGCAUUGACGCCGUGAUCACUUCCAAGCUUGAGUCCUUCUUCGAGCUAGCCGAGUACAACUGGAUGCCGCGGCAGUCCCCGCCAUCUAACCCCGAGCCGAGCACUUACGUGUUCGAGAUGAUCACCUUCCUCACUGCGUACGUCGACUCGGUGCUUAUCGGAUUGGACGAUGGCACAAAGGCGCGGGCGUAUGAAAAGGCGCUGCAGCGCAUCAACCAGUUCCUCAUGGAAACCCUCACUAGUACGGAGGUACGGAUGUACAACGAGGCGGCCCUCAUGUACGUUCGAGCGGACGUACUCUUUAUCGAGACGGAGAUUCAGAGACUCGGCAAGGCGGGGCUGGACCGCGUCUUCGACGAGGUCAAAAACACAAUCAACAUUGUGCUCUCGGACGCAGUGUCAGCAUUCAUGGAACCGAGCGUCCGGCAGCUCUCGUACGGCUCUGUGCGCCCUGCGCGUCUCUCGGCCGUGCUAACUAGGCUUGCGGCGGGCGUCAGUGUUUCUGGGCAGAUGAACAAGGCUGAACGACUUCGUGUCGAGGCCAACAGCGUAGCGAUGUUGCGUUAGAGAAUUGUUGUAUAUGCAUUCUGUCACCGUGG
Cutaneotrichosporon oleaginosum is the source of this 2425-nucleotide messenger RNA. RefSeq lists its product as uncharacterized. The record is from RefSeq and is a predicted model, not a curated record. NCBI's taxonomy places the organism in Eukaryota, Fungi, Basidiomycota, Tremellomycetes, Trichosporonales, Trichosporonaceae. Gene Ontology annotation, biological process: exocytosis; Golgi to plasma membrane transport; intracellular protein transport. Gene Ontology annotation, cellular component: membrane; exocyst.